This is a messenger RNA of Chironomus riparius, 1892 nucleotides long. The record is from the annotation of a GenBank genome assembly. NCBI's taxonomy places the organism in Eukaryota, Metazoa, Arthropoda, Insecta, Diptera, Chironomidae.
AUUUUACUCACACAAUUACAACAAAAAUUAAUGAAAACAAAAAUUUGUGCAACAUGAAAUCUUUCUGUUUUCUUAAAGAUUGCGACAAUUUUAAUGGAGAUUUUGAUUGUAUAUUACAUUAUUCAAAGAUCGUUAAUGAAGCCCAACAAAAGAUUAUUACGCAUUACAAUGCAAUGAGAUCCAGAAUGGAGGAAGUUUUGAACGACAAUGUCAAUUAUGAGGAAACUGCCAAAAAGAAAUGUAAGAAUCAAUUUGAUGCACUUUAUGGUCUAAUUAAAAAUCGUGUUGAAGGUAUAGGCGGCUCAGAAAGUCCAUCAUCAAGUCUAGGAAGCAGGAAUAGUUCCCAAAAAACUGUAAAGAGAGCUUCAGGAGGUGGUAAAGAAAAUUCACCAACAAAAAAGACGAGAUUAAAAAGCAGCAGAUCAAGUAAAGAAUUAUUUAAGGAUAUCAGCAUUGACUCCAGGCCACCUAAAGAGAAACGUACGAAACAAACAAAGUUGCCAUUUUUUACUACUUCAUCUGCUAAAAAGCGAUGUUCGCAUGACGUGUUAAACGAUGAUGAUGACAUGACUUAUUGUGAAGAAAUAGAGCGAGGCUUUAUAAAUCCUAAUGCAGUUUUAGCAAAUAAGUCUGCACAGGAUACUCCUGAUAUUUUUAAUUUUGGGACACUCGAGAACUUUCAUAAUAGAAAGUCCAAAGAAAAGGUAUCAACUGCUGUUGAGAAUUCAAAGGAACUGACUCCACAAAAGGUUCUUGGAAUCAAAAUUAAAACUGAGAAAAAGGAUGAUAAAAGUUUUACAACACCUUUAUCCCCUGACUUAUUUCUAUCUGAUUUAAGUAAUAGCAAUAAUAGUGUUAUUUUUAUUGAACCACCGGAAAAGGAAGUCAUUUCCAUUUCUGACCGCACAUAUAAUCCCUCGCGUGACUUAUUACAGGAAAUUCAAAAAGAAAUUAAACAAUCGCGUAAUAAAUUAUACGAAGACUCUGAUCCUAUUCCAACACCGCCAAAAGUGCCGGUUGAGGAACGUGAUGCAUAUGCAAAUGAAUGUAUGGAUUGUCAGAUUUUCUACGACAACAUAGUUGAGAAGAAAAGCCUGUCUGAAGCUAAUACUGAAAUAAACAAUUGUCCAAUUGAAUGUGAUGGAUGGAAGGCACGAUGUAGGAAGCUUCGGAAGGACAAUAAGUCACGCAAAAAUGGAAUGGUUAUUAUCAAGUGUAAUAGUAAAUUUGCCAGGCGCAGAAAGGAGGAUACAGUCAAUGAGACAGCACCAGGAUUUUGGGAUUUAGAAGUUGAGCCUCGUAAAAGCAAGCCGCUGUUUAGAAAACAAAAAAAUGAAAACUACGAGACGCCUGACCUCUGAAACAUAAUAGCUUUAAAGUACUUUCAAGUUCAAGUUUCACUUUUACGUAAUGCGCGCAUUUAAAAAGUCGUUUUGUUGCUUGUUAUUUUCUAAAAAUAAUUUUUUUCCUCUCUUUUCCCAAGUUUCUUUGCUUUUAUAACAGCACACAAACAGCAAACUUUUAAAGUCCAGUCAAAAAAUGCGAAAAAAACGAAAACAAAAAGAAUUUUGUGAUAAAAAUUUGUUUUCUUCUUUGUUUCUCUUAUACGACUAAUUUAAUUGGCCGCACGAGAAGUCCUAAUUAGGUUUUUCUUUAAAAAAUUACUGGAUAACAAAAAGCUUGAUUCUUAAGAAAAGAAAUAAGUCUAUAAAAUUCACCAUGCAAUGCGAGCUAUUCGAGCUUUUUCUCAAUGUCUUGUCUUUCUGGCUUAUCGAUAAAUUCAAUUUCAUCGCCCACUGAUUCGACUUCCAAUUCGUCGUUCUGUUCUUGCUCCUCUGACUCCACAAUUUGUUUGGGUUCAGUUUCUGUGACAUUUUGUAAUUUCCGCUUUG